CAUAAAGUUACGCGAUUUAAAUAAUAAAAUAUGGCGUCGUAACAUAUUAAUACGAAAUAAUACGUUUAAACAAACCAACACUGCAAUAUUAUACGAUAUUAUAGCUGCACAGUUGUACACGUACCUACAUCAUUUUGAGAAGCACUCACAAUAAUAAUUCCGCGCCGUGUCCGUAUCGUAAUACGUCUAUCAACGCAUUUGUCGAUUUGCGGAAGUCCGUUUUAAGCAAUAAUACAAAAUAAUAAAUAAUAUUAUACAUCAUAGUCGUGAGUAUAACAACGCGACUAUUAUUAUAAGACGUAUUCGCGGAGCGUUGCGACGGCGGCGGCAGUGGUGGCAGCGAAUACAGUCACAGUAUAUACGAGGACACUUAAAGAUUUUGGAAAAUUAACAUUACAACAUUACAGUCUGUGAGUCAUUAUUUGUUGGAAUUCAGAGUACAUAGUGGCUAUUUUACUCUGUGGCGGGCAGAUAGGUGCUGCAGAUGAUUUGUCAUUGAAGCCGAAAAAGAGAAAGGACACCGAAAUUUAAACCGAUGUUAUAGCUGUAGAAACUAUAGUCACUGUAAUUUUAAAAAGCAAAUAAACGGCGAGGCGGAGGGGAACGGGACUGAACAACAACUACUAUCUAGUCCCCAAUAAAAAAAAAAUCUCCAUUAGAAUCUAUACACUCUAUAGCUGUACAAGUACGCGCGUUUACUGCGUCUUUAACGAGGAUUGGAAAGGAUCGCUGAAGAGUUAAUGGGAAGAAGAAAAUGGCACCAGUAUCAAGACAUUUUGGCGAAAAAUUAUUUACUGGAAGAAGAAUUGAUGGAUCGGAGAGAAUGGGUUCCCGUCAAAACGUGUAAUUCGUGUGAUGUGAACACAGACCUGAGUAUAGCGGAUCACUCACCUGCAGAACUGGAGCCAUCGUCUGAAACCGGAAGCUUGAGCGGCGGCAGUCGCAGCGCAGAGAGUCCGGAACCGGAACCGGGCAGGCGGGCGUCGUCCACACCGCCGACGGCGGCAUCAGAGCCGUGUUGCGCCGAUGACCGAUCGCCGCCGCCACCUCCACUGCUGUUGCUGCCCAAUCCCACGGCCGCCGCCGCCGCAGCCGCAAUGGCCGCGGUCGCGUCACUGAACAACUCGUCGUCGUCGUCGUCCACCACGACGAUGACACCGGCCGGCGGGCCACCGUCGCCCGGCGCGCUGGAGGCCGCGGCCGCCGGCCUGCCGAAAUGGCUGUUGGCCGCCGCCACGCUGAGGCUCCAAGAGACGACGGCCGCCGCGGCGGCUGCAGCGGCUGCGGCCGCGGCCGCGACGUCGGCGGCCACCGGUCGCAAGUCACCGCCCCGUCACCAUCAACAACAACAAAACCAGUCGCUCGACCAACCGCUCGACCUCAGCGCCAAGAGCAACAACAACAACAACAACAACAACAACAACAACGUAAGCGGUUCGGGCGGUUCGUCGUCCGCGUCGUCCACGCCGUCGUGCCCGAGCUCGUCGUCCACGCCGUCGGCCGAGCUGAAAAACGUGCCGGCCACCGUCGCCGCCACCGUAGCCAUCAACCCGUUCACGUCAGAUCUCAUCGCCUCGGACAUGGUGAACCAGCUGCGCGACCUGUUACCGAACACGUCCACGUUCCUACCGCACCCUGCAACGCUCAACGUGCCCAUGGUGAACACCAACAACCGGAACAUGUUUAAGUCGAGACCGGGGAAACAGCCAAGUCAUUUAGCCGGCCGGAAGACUUACACGGAGGACGAGUUGCAAAAGGCUCUGCGGGACAUCCAGAGCGGAAAGUUGGGCACAAGACGGGCGGCCGUCAUAUACGGCAUACCCAGGUCGACGUUGCGGAACAAGGUAUACAAGUUGGCGCUGGAACGGGACAGCACCGGAAGUGGCGGUACUGCCGUUGGCGCUGGAGUAGCCAUCAGGGACGCGUCGACCGUCGGAGACGAUCCGUCCAACGGACAAGCCGCCGAAAUGUUGCCGAUGCUGGCCGACGACGACGACGACGAAGACAGAGAAACGGCGUCCGUCGAAGACGAAUGCAGCACGAACAGGGCGACGGCGGACGGCAAGGACCACCACCACCAACACCAUCACCACCACUCGGGACACCAACCACAUCUGCCGCCGCAGCAUCGCGGCCAACAGCCCAGAACGCCGUCGUCGUCGUCGUACAUGACUGUCGAAGACUUGCUGCGAAUUACGGCGGAACAACAGCAACAGGCGGCCGCGACCAUGCCCAACGCCGAGACGCUCCGGAUGUUCUUGCAGCAUUACGCCAACAACAAACUGCUGCAAAACAGACCGGAAACGCAUUACCGCGGCUCCGGACGCGACGUACCGGUAGACGGCCGUUCGCCAUCGCCACCGCCCACAGCCGCCACCAGGUUUCCGCUUCCCAUAACCGCGGACCUGUGGCCGGCGGCUGCGGCGGCCGCAGCGGCGGCGGCAGCCUUGGACCCUCAACACAUGGGAACGUAUCUGUCGCACUUGUUGUCCUCAUCAGUGACGUCGCCCGCGGCCGGAUUGGCGUCGCCGCACUUGCAAUCGACUGGAAGUCCGCCGCCACCGCCACCGCCACCGCCGCAGCAACACGUGUCAGCGGCUCACCACCACCAGCAAGAAUUCCUCAAAGACUUCACCGUCAAGGACUUGAUGCGCAAAAUAUUGGAUGAAGAGCAACAGCAACAGCUGCAGCAGUUGCAGCUACAGUACGGCAACAAACUGGUAGACGCCAGACGGUGGACGUCGAACGGUUGCAGUUCGUCCGAACCAAUGGACACGGGUCGCAGUAACGACGACGACUCCAAUCCGUCCAACGUCAUCCUGAGAAUACCUUCGUACAAGCCGGUUCCCGGCAGUAAGGGUGGCGAUUACGAGUCGGUGGCCAGCGGCAGGGACGUCUCGUCUCCCGGCCGAGCCAACAGUGCCCGAAGCGAUUCGUCGUCGCCUCCGUCGUCAACCGGUGGCGGAAAACAUCCGGUAAACCUGAAAGACGUGAUCGCCAAAAGCAUCACGCACAGGUUCCAAUCGGAUCCGCCGCUCCCGCCGCCCAUACCGGCCGUCGAGUCGUUCGCCCGGGCCUAUCAACAGUACCAGCAGCAACACCACCAUCACCAACAACAACAACACCAUCAUCAUCUGCAGCAACAACCGAUCGGCAUGUCCGCUUCCUUCGGUACCGGCAACUCCGUCAUCAGGAACCACAACAACAACAAUCUGCAGCAGGACGACUGCCGGAAACGAGUGCCGACGCCCACCAACAAAUCGUCGUCGUCGGUCAUAACGCCCUCGUCGGCCGGCGGCGGGUUCCACACCGGCGGCUCUUCGUCGUCGUCUUCCAACUCGGCGUCGGCCGCGGCCGCUGCGGCUGCGGCUGCUGCUGCGGCGGCGGCUGGUGGCAAGGGAACCAGACCAAAGCGGGGCAAGUAUCGAAACUACGACCGGGACAGCCUGGUGGAAGCCGUGCGAGCGGUGCAACGCGGCGAGAUGAGCGUGCACCGGGCCGGGUCUUACUACGGAGUGCCACACUCCACGCUCGAGUACAAGGUCAAGGAGAGACAUCUGAUGCGGCCCAGGAAACGCGAGCCCAAGAACCCUCCGUCAUCGUCGUCUGUGUCCGCCGCCGUCGCCGACCAUCACUCGGACCGGAAAAAGUCGACGUCCGAUCUGUCGUCUUCGUCAUCGUCGGCCGUCCGGCCGGCCGACAAGACCACCACCACCUCGUCGUCCUCGUCGUCCGCCACCCCACCGGCUAUCAAACUGCCCGCACACGUCCAGUUCCCGGCGGCGGCGCAACAACAGCCGUCGUCGCUUCCGACGCCCAACGGGCUGAAAAUGUUCGACGCCGCGGGCGGCCCGGUGGGCCCGUACCAACCGUCGUUUCCGUUCUGGGCCCCGAGCCCGUUCCACGUUCCCAUGGAGUUCCAGCGCAAUCCCGUCACGUUCCCACCGAUGUCGAUGAUGCAACGGAUGCAAGCCGAGUCGCGGCUGCACCAUCACCAGGCCGCGGCCGUAGCCGCCGCGUCCAUCGCAAGCCUGGGCAAAAACGCCCGCGAGGUGGCCGAAAACCUGUACGACGGGACGGACAACGGCAGCUUCCUGGACGGCAUCAUCAGGUCCAGUCUGGAGACGGGGCUCAAGUCGGCUGCCACCAUGGCGGCCGUCCAAGCGGCCGCCAAGAACGCCAUGAAGGGAGGUGGGGCAGGUAGAGACGGCGUCGGCAGUGGCGGCGACGACUGCAGUCCGGAAGGUUCGCCGCGAGCGGUUGGGCCCGAAGACGACGGCGAAGACCGACCGGCCUCGCCACCGUCGUGCCAGGACUCGGCCGCGGAAAGCGAAGACGAGAAGUCACGAUUGGAGUCACCGGACGGACAGGAACAUCGUCAUCGUCAUCGGCAGCACGACGAUUCCGAACACGAAACGGUCGCCGACCGGGCGUCAACCGCGUCGCCCGAACGCGCCGCUACCGAAACAGAAAACGACGAUGACGACAUCGCCGAUGCGGUCGUCUGAGAGGUAUAACCGUUGGUAUGCAUAUAACAUGAUAUAUUAAUAAUUAGCGCGUUUGAAAAAAUAAAAACAAAAAAAUCGGGAACAAAUCGAAUAAUUAUAUAAACGUCUUGUGAGACGAUUUUGUGUGAGUGUGUAAAAUACAUAAUAUAAUAAUAUAUAAUAUUAUCAUUAUGAUGGUAUACUGCAGAAUUCUAUUGCCGCCGAUUGAGUAAAAAUAUUAUAAUAUGUAUUCUUGUUAAUAGAAGGGUGGUGUGAGUUUUUGUUUGUUUUGUUUCGGUAACGAUUUCGAUUGAGGAUAGAGAACGAUAUAGUUUAAAAAUAUAUAAUCGGCUAGUGCAAUUUUUACGUAGUCUGUGUUAAAAAUUGAAAUAAUAAUACAUGCAUGAAUAACGCACAUUACCAAACUGCUGACGGUAAUGAAAACCACCAUGAAUUGUUAUUUCGCGGCGUCUUUGUGAUAAAAAAAAAAAAAAAUUGUUUAUAUUCGUUUACGUUGUGUUUUUCUAUUGUGAUUUUAAAAACAAAAAAAAAAAAUCUUACGAUUUUUUACUUAAAAUUUUAUUGCACUACCAUGUUUUAAAACUACGAAUAUUUUUUGGUUGUAAACGUCCCGUUUUUAUGUACAGUGUAAAAAAUUUUAUAAUUUAUUUUAUUAUUAUAAUAUAUAUUAUAUUAUAUAUACAAUACUAUUACAUAAAUCAUUAUUAUUUGUAGGUAUAUAUACUCGUAUAGUAUGUCAUAUUGUGUUGUAUUGAUUAAUAUCAAGGUCUCACGUAUACCUUUCUAUAGUAUAUCAUAAUACGAUAUUUAAUCUAAAAUUAAUGGUAAUCGAUACACGGACUAGAGGGAUGUAUAUACCUAUAUCUUAUUAUAUAAUACAAUAUACACGUUAUACAUGUACUCGAAAAUCAUGCAUGAAAAUGUUUGUGCCAUAAAAAUAUUGAUAGUAUGUAUAAUAUAUUAUAAUAUGUGUACUGAAAUAUUUCAUUGGUAGAGCCGUAUUUGCGCUUAACGAAUGUUUAUAAUUGAUUAUAUUUUCUAAUCACGUGUUCCAUACGAACAAAACGUUUAAUUUAUUAAGUUUUUUCGUUUUAUAUACGUAAGGAAUAAGGAAUUGUUUUUUUUUUUUUUUUGUAAUCACUUCUAUAUUUGUAUGUAUAUAUAUAUAAAAAAUUGAAUAAUUUUUAAGACUAUUAUUUUGUAUUAUUGUUCCUUUUAAACGUAUCGAGGAAAACGAUGAUUAUAUAAAAUUAAAGAGCAAAUAUUAAAAGAAAAAACAAAAAAACACAAAAAAAAAAACAAAUAAAUGUAAAUAUAUUAUUUUAGUGUUCGAUUUAUAAUAAUAUUAUUAUCACAUGAAAGUCUGUAAUUUUUUCUCGAUUUUUUAAUAUAUAUAUAUUUUUUUUUUAAAACUCUAAUCAUAUCAUUACGACAUUAGGUAGUUGUUUUUUUUUUAUAUAUAAUAUAUAUAGAGAGGAAGAUUGUGCUUUGAUUGUAUUAUGUACUCAUUCGACCGCAAUCAAACCUGUGUAUAAGGGGAAUGAUAAAAUCGAUUUACAUUCCAUACAACGCGAUUUAUAGUAUAUAUAUAUAAUAACUGCUAAACUCAAAUUUUCAUCUUCAGUUCUCGUGACAUUAUUUUUAAAAAACCCAAAGACAGCAAAACAUUCCAAAAUAAAACGUUUUUUUUUUUUUUU
This is a messenger RNA of Aphis gossypii (cotton aphid), 6205 nucleotides long. Its product is annotated as mushroom body large-type Kenyon cell-specific protein 1-like. Bases 741 to 4508 code for a protein of 1255 amino acids. Gene Ontology annotation, biological process: regulation of transcription by RNA polymerase II. Gene Ontology annotation, molecular function: DNA binding. Gene Ontology annotation, cellular component: nucleus. NCBI's taxonomy places the organism in Eukaryota, Metazoa, Arthropoda, Insecta, Hemiptera, Aphididae. The record is from RefSeq and is a predicted model, not a curated record. The transcript is spliced from 7 exons.